Apus apus (common swift) is the source of this 4427-nucleotide messenger RNA. It is a transcript of the gene THOP1, whose product is annotated as thimet oligopeptidase 1. Bases 275 to 2332 code for a protein of 685 amino acids. The transcript has 13 exons. Lineage: Eukaryota; Metazoa; Chordata; Aves; Apodiformes; Apodidae. Gene Ontology annotation, molecular function: metalloendopeptidase activity. Gene Ontology annotation, biological process: peptide metabolic process; proteolysis. Gene Ontology annotation, cellular component: mitochondrial intermembrane space. The record is from RefSeq and is a predicted model, not a curated record.
UCUUUUUUUUGGCCCGUCCAGCGGCCGUUGCCAUGGGAACCGAAGGGCCGGCCCCGGAGGGGGCUGCGCUGCCCGGCCCGUGCCCCCGGGGGGGCCGCUGAGGGCAGCGAUGGGGGGGCCGAGCCCCCCGGCCCGCCUGGGGGGAGAGGGAGAGCGGCCCAGUCCUCCACGCUCCCAGCAGCCCCCGGUGCGGCCGCUCUGUCCGCCCGCCUCGGUGGUUGGGGCGCACGCUCGGGCCUGGUGAGCAGCGCGGGGCCCCCGGCCCGCUCCCGGCAUGGCCCCCCCGACAGGGAACGUGGUGGACACGCAGACCCCCCGGCUGCUGGCGAAGCAGCUGCGCUGGGACCUGACUGCAGAGCAGAUUGAAGCCCUGGCUGCAGAGCUGACCGAGAGGACCAAGCUGGUGUACGACCGGGUGGGCUCCCAGGAGCAGGGUGAGGUGUCCUACGAGAACACCCUCAAGGCCCUGGCAGACGUGGAGGUGGAAUACACAGUCCACAGGAACAUGCUGGACUUCCCCCAGCAUGUCUCUCCUUGCAAAGCCAUCCGAGCUGCCAGCACCGAGGCUGACAAGAAGCUCUCUGAGUUCGACGUGGAGAUGAGCAUGAGGCAGGACGUGUACCAGAGGAUUGUCUGGCUCCAGGAGAAAGUAGAGAGUGCUUCCCUGAAGCCUGAAGCCAAGAGAUACCUGGAGAGGCUGAUCAAACUGGGCAAAAGAAAUGGUCUCCAUCUCCCCGAGGAAACACAGGAGAAAAUCAAAGAUAUUAAGAAGAAGCUGAGUGUCCUUUGCAUCGACUUCAACAAGAACCUCAACGAAGACACCACUUACUUGCCCUUUUCAAAGGAGGAACUAGGGGGGCUCCCUGAGGACUUCCUGAACUCCCUGGAGAAGACAGAGGAUGGCAAGCUGAAAGUCACCUUGAAAUACCCACACUAUUUCCCUCUCCUGAAGAAGUGCUACGUCCCUGAGACGAGGAGGAAGGUGGAGGAGAUGUUCAACUCCAGGUGCAAAGAGGAGAACUGCCUGAUCCUCAAGGAGCUGGUGGACCUGCGUGCUCAGAAGGCUGAUCUCCUGGGCUUCCCCACACACGCCGACUUCGUGCUGGAGAUGAACAUGGCAAAGAACAGCAGGACGGUGGCGACUUUCCUGGACGAGCUGGCCCAGAAGCUGAAACCCCUCGGGGAGAAGGAACGAGCUGUGAUCCUGGACCUGAAGAAGAAGGAGUGCGAGAAGCGGGGCCUGGAGUUCGACAACCGCAUCAACGCCUGGGACAUGCGCUACUACAUGAACCAGGUGGAGGAGACCAAGUACAGCGUGGACCAGAACUUGCUGAAGGAGUACUUCCCCAUGCAGGUGGUCACCACCGGUCUGCUGGCCAUCUACCAGGAGCUGCUGGGGCUCACCUUCCACCUGGAGGAGAAGGCUCAGGUGUGGCACGAGGACGUCCAGCUCUACACGGUGAAGGACGCCUCCUCUGGGGAGACCAUUGGCAAGUUCUACCUGGACCUGUACCCACGGGAAGGGAAGUACGGGCACGCCGCCUGCUUCGGCCUGCAGCCCGGCUGCCUCCUGCCCGACGCCAGCCGGCAGAUCUCCGUGGCUGCCAUGGUGGCCAAUUUCACCAAGCCCACACCAGAUGCCCCUUCCCUGCUCCAGCACGACGAGGUGGAGACCUACUUCCAUGAGUUUGGACACGUCAUGCACCAGCUCUGCUCUCAGGCUGAGUUUGCCAUGUUCAGUGGGACACACGUGGAGCGGGACUUCGUUGAGGCGCCGUCACAGAUGCUGGAGAACUGGGUGUGGGAGAAGGAGCCGCUGCUCCGCAUGUCCCAGCACUACAAGACCGGCAGCCCCAUCCCGGACGAGCUGCUGGAGAAGCUCAUUAAAUCCCGUCAGGCCAACACGGGGCUCUUCAACCUGCGUCAGAUCGUCCUGGCCAAGGUGGACCAGGCCCUGCACACCCAGACCAAGGCAGACCCCGUGGAGGUGUUUGCCAAGCUGUGUGAGGAGGUGCUGGGUGUUCCUGCCACCCCAGGAACAAACAUGCCUGCUACCUUUGGCCACUUGGCUGGUGGCUACGAUGCCCAGUACUAUGGCUACCUCUGGAGCGAGGUGUUCUCCAUGGACAUGUUCCACACACGCUUCAAGCAGGAGGGGAUCAUGAACUGCAAGGUGGGCAUGGACUACAGGAAUUGCAUCCUGCAUCCUGGUGGUUCCCUGGAUGCUUCUGACAUGUUGAGGAAGUUCCUGGGCCGCGAGCCCAAGCAGGAAGCCUUCCUGGCCAGCAAGGGACUGAAGGUGGAGAGCAACUCGCUGCCUUCAGCCUGCUGAGAAGCUGCUGCAGCCCCUCCAAGUCCAGCCAGCCCCACUGCCUGCUCACCAGUCCUCUCAGGCCACACAAUUCCCAGGACUCCUGUCACCAAACGUAGCCUGGGCCAGCCCCUGCCUGGAGCUCUUCCUCCAGGAUCCUGCUCCGAGCUCACCCUGGGCUUUGGGGAGCUGGGUUCAGCCCUGGUCCAGGGCUCUGAGGUGACAGCUCUGCACAGGGGAGGAAUUGUCACCCCCCCAGGGAGAUGGGGCUGAUGUAGCCCACACCAAUUGGCUGAACUUCGAACGUGAUCACUGCACCAGGGUGAGAUUCAGCCUCGUUGAUCACCAGGGAGGAGGGUGAAAGGAGUUCCCAAACUUGAAUCAUGGUUUUAAAAUCCCUUGUUUUUAAUGAAGCUCCCACUGGGCCGGGCUUGUUUUGUGCCCUGCGGUGCAGAAGUGGCCUGAGCAGCUGGUUGGGUCAUGGCCUCCCUGUCUUUGGGCAGCUGGUGGCUGUGGAAUAAAGAUGGGGAGAUCCCAGAGCAUAAAACCCCAUGGCAUUUCCUGGAAUGUCCUGCCCUCAGCCCUUCCUGGGAGGGGGACAGAGGUGGCUGGGACAGCUCUUCCCAGAGCAGGGGUUCUGGGCAGUGUGGCUGUGUCCCUGCCCACUGUCCUCGGGGGGGUUGUACCUUCCCCAGGGCUGGAUUGGAGCCCCUGGACCAUCCUGGGGCAGCUGCUGCCUUCUGGGCUGGGGUCGUGGCAGGGGAGGGGGUGUUGCUAUUGCUGUCCUUGCUAAGCCAGGGUGGGACAGGGGAGGGCUGUGGAAAAAAAAAAAGCAGCAAACCCAAAGCAACGCAGCUUCAAACAGCCCAGAGGCCGGGGAUAAAAAUACCAGGUGGGCUUGGUGCCAGGCCUGGAGCAGCUUGGGUGGGGCAGGGAGCCCUUUGCCCGGCCUUGGGAGAGCCAGGCUGUGCCACCAGCUGUGCCCUUGUCCCCAGGAGCCCUACAAGUGGUGCCCAUGGGACACAGUGUGCUGUUCCUCCCAGUGGGCAGGGGGGCAGCUCUGGGGGGCAGUGACCCCCAGGGCCAAAGGCCCAUUCUGGGUUUUGCUCCCAUAGGAACCAGGUGGGAGCUGGGAAGUGGUUUGAGCAGUGAGGGAGUGGGGGAGAGAGGGACAGGCUGCCCCCCUGGCUGGCAGAGGAGACCCCAGGGCCUCGGAGGGGAGCCAGGAGCUCCCUCUGGUGUGAGGGGUUCAUGGUGAGGGGCUCCUGGGGGCUGUUGUGCUGUCCUGGUGUCCCAGCCCUGUGGCUCCGUGUGACGCUGUUGGGGGUGGUGGGACAGGUCCCUGUGGCUCUGUCCCCUCGGUCUGAGCACAUGGAGGGGCCCAGGGAGGGCCCUGGUGCCUGUGCUCAUCCCCACCAUCCCGGCCUCCCCCUGGGCUCUUCACUUCUCUCCUCCAGGCUGCUCCACCACAGUGGCUCUGGCUUCCUUCCCCACAGACAAGCGUUGGGAGAGGGGUCAUCCCAAGUGCAGGCAAAGUCCUUGCUGUCACCUCCCUCCCCCAGGCCCCCCUGGUGACACAGGAAGGCUGGUGACACCUUCCCUGGCCUAUUCCCUCUUGUGCUGACAUGUGGAUGGGUCUGUAAGCAGCCAAGUGGCUCCUUGGUGCUUGCUGGAGCCACCUUGUCCUUGUCCCCUGCUCUGUUUUAGGCAUAGUGAGUGUUGGUGCUCUCGACUUUUCUGAGUUGUCAGGGUUUUCUUUCAGACCUCUCAAGGGAGAGAACUGAACAGGGAACUGUCUGCUGUCCCUGCUCCUUCCCAGGCCACACUUAAGUGUUCCUCCUUCCCCAUGCAGCAGUGAUCCUUGGGAGUGACCCCGGCCUCCUCGGAGCUGCCCCUGUGUCCCCCCCCCUCCGUGUCCCAUCCCAUGCUGGUGGGGAAGAAGCUGUUGGUGUGUUGUUUGUUUUUUCCAAAUUUAGGUUUUAUUUUCCUUCUUAACCUUUUUUAAGUGCAACCCAGUGUGCGUGUGUGCAGUUCCUCACGGUCACAUCCCUCCCUGCUUGGGUCAGUGACUGAUCUUAGGCGGUUCCUUGUACUAAUAAAGGUUUUUCCUACAGGA